Molecule: messenger RNA, 468 nt
Organism: Salpingoeca rosetta
Lineage: Eukaryota; Choanoflagellata; Craspedida; Salpingoecidae
Exons: 5
Coding region: 1-468 (155 amino acids)
Source: RefSeq, a predicted model, not a curated record
AUGAAGAAGGGGCAGGCAGCGCAAGGUAACAGCAAGGCAGUGAUCUCUGUUCUCAUGACGAUGCAGCGAACUGCAGAGGCGGCACACCAAGCAACCCAGCGGCGCAUCUCGCAGAUGCUCCAGCAGGCAUAUGCGGACUUGAAACCGGGAACCAUGUUCAAGAGCAAGGAUGGUGUGUUACGUGCUUUCACAGCCGUCGCUGUGUUCCAUGAGAUGGAUGCAACCACCGUGUACGCUUCGGACACUUUCGCCAUUCGUGUCAUCUGCAGCAACGAGAAGAGGCGCCAGGAUGCGCUUAACAUGAACGCAAGUGACCCUUCCCCGCUUGGGUGUCUCUACUGCUGUACCAGCACGAUACAGCCUUGCGGAAGCAAUCGGACAGUCACAUCCCAGACGCUUGCGCGCGUUGACCAGGCCAUCCUUGGUACUGGUCUCCAGAUGGUGCAGGUGGCACGAGAAAGACAGUGA